AUGGAUCAAAUGGGGCCUCACAUCCAUGUUGUGUCACCGGAUGUCGCGUUAAAGAGUCUUGAAACAUACGAGCUCAUCGGUUUCGACACCGAUACAGCUACCAAAAUGUGGAAGAGCUUCGUUCAUGCACCGGAGGAUGACGAUGCUCCUGAUACCGAGUUUCUAGAUUAUGCCAGAUUCCAGAUCGAACAUACAGGUGUCCGUGAUAUCGACUCGCUGUCCGACGAUUGGGAGGAAGCGAUGAAGCGCAUAGGAAUCAAUGCGUCCUUACGCUCUUCAAUAAUGAUGCCUGAGUUUGAAGAUUUGCGCGCGACCCUUCCUGCAAGCACUGGCUCAUUGAAGCUAUCGAAAUUUGCACGCCAACACAUCAAAAAGAUAUCCGGCCACCAACCGUCUUACAAGGAGGAGUCUGCAUCCGCUCCCGCUCCCGCAUCAACCGCCCAGGGGGCUCCGCUCGCUCUCGACCGAUGUACGAUGAUCUGGAGGGCAUGUAGUCGAUCUAGCGCGGAAGAAUUCACCAAUACCGACCCAUCAUAUCUUAACUUGAAUCCAAUGUCCAGUGCUCCAGGGGAUUUUAGCGGGUAUACUCGCCUUGCAUCCUGGACCCCACAGAAAGAGACUGCCGACCGGUAUGCGACGUGGCUGAGGUACAAGGUUCCCAUUGCAGAGAUCGCAAUCAUACAAGUAGCGAUACCAGAAACCCUAAUCAAGUCACUAUCAGUGGCAUAUCUGUGGUCCAAUGGCGCGCCGUCGGAAGCAGACCGAUGGAGGAAGAUCGUGUGGACAAGCAGGCGCGCACAAACGAUUCCGAGGGAUCUUUUCGAUCUCGAACGUGUGGACCUAUGGAUCGGUCACAUUGCAUCUGGCAGGUACUGCAAUUUCGUCACAAUGAAGGACCCGAGCGAGAUAAAGGAUUCAGACGUUCUCAAUAUCAACAUCGACAACACCGCGACAAAGGCCAUACAAUGGGUGUUUUACACGAGCCAUGCUAGGGACGUCUUCUGCAAGGGAUGCGCGGGCAAAGUGUGGGUUCAUGGUCUUGGGAGACUUUUGGGAGGGAAGAUGGAGUAA
Molecule: messenger RNA, 1071 nt
Organism: Uncinocarpus reesii 1704
Lineage: Eukaryota; Fungi; Ascomycota; Eurotiomycetes; Onygenales; Onygenaceae
Exons: 2
Coding region: 1-1071 (356 amino acids)
Source: RefSeq, a predicted model, not a curated record